Messenger RNA from Styela clava, 1246 nucleotides. RefSeq names its product cytochrome c oxidase assembly protein COX18, mitochondrial-like. Gene Ontology annotation, molecular function: membrane insertase activity. The record is from RefSeq and is a predicted model, not a curated record. Lineage: Eukaryota; Metazoa; Chordata; Ascidiacea; Stolidobranchia; Styelidae. Gene Ontology annotation, biological process: protein insertion into mitochondrial inner membrane from matrix; mitochondrial respiratory chain complex IV assembly. Gene Ontology annotation, cellular component: mitochondrial inner membrane.
UCAGGAAUUAGUGUAAUGUUUUGAGUAUAGCAAUUAGUAAUUUAGUAAUAAUAGAAUGAAGCAUUUGUUAUUAAAUGUUGCAGUUAAAAGAAUCGCUUCAAGUCCACGCCAUGUAAUUUAUUACAGACGGUUUUGGCAAUCAAAUAAAGCUGGAUACCACACAACUCAAUUUGUCUCAUCUUCACAAUCAAACCCACCAGAGACAUUGGAUUAUGCUGCUGAUUAUGGGAAGUAUUAUGAACCCACUACAUGGGAAUCUAUCUAUAGUUCCUUUGUUGACAGUGGUUUAGUCAAGAUGGCGGAAUCAUACUUGACUACAGUACAUGACUUAACUGGUCUUCCUUGGUGGGUCUCUAUUGUUAUUUGUACUCUGUCAUUGAGACUGACAAUCACAGCCCCUUUGUUUAUAUGGCAAAUGCAGAAAAAUUUGAAACAUAAACUACUGGCUCCAGUUUUGCAACAAAUUAUAAAACAAUUGAAUGAAGAGGCGGUUGAAGCUGGUAAAGAACAUAGAUGGGACAAAAAAACUCGAGACAUGCAUGUUUUUAACAGCUUUCAUAAAAGGAAAAAGGAAUUGUAUCAGAAGCAUAAAGUUCCUGGUACUUUGAGAAGAAAUUUAGUACCUUGGGUACAACUUCCAAUAUGGUUUGCUAUGACUGCUUCACUCAGAAAUAUGACUCUAUCUUUACCAUUUACUACAAGUGUAUCAGCUACACAAGUACAAACAUAUACUGAAUUAAGUCAAGAAGGCGUUUUAUGGUUCAAUAACUUAUGUCUUGCGGAUCCAUAUUUUGUCUUGCCUGUUUUAAUGGCAUUUGCCAACCUUGCGACUAUUGAAAUACAUAGGGGUGAUGGUAAAACACCUUUAGAAGGUAUAUCCAAGUAUUUGAUAAAUUUUUUGCGGGGCAUUUCUUUGGUUAUGAUACCAGUAGCCAUCUACAUGCCAUCAGGUGUGGUGUUUUAUUGGUUUAUUUCCAGUGGUUUUGGUGUCACACAAGCUUUGGUAAUGCAAUCCCCCAAAUUUAAAAAAUUGAUGCGUAUGCCAAUGCCAGUAAAUUAUUCAAAAACGCCAUAUCAAGAUAUCUUGUCACGGUUCAAGUUUGUUAAGAGAUAGCAUAUGUGAGAUAGGAAUCCUGUUAUUUAUUUUCUUCAUGAAAAUUGAAGGUAAUGUUCCAUGAAGUUGGUUGUAUUUGAGAAACGAUAAUUUAAAAACACGGAAAAUAUUUUUUGAAUUAAUUUCAGAAAA